Lipotes vexillifer (Yangtze River dolphin) is the source of this 1908-nucleotide messenger RNA. RefSeq names its product ciliogenesis associated kinase 1 (gene CILK1). The transcript has 13 exons. Gene Ontology annotation, biological process: protein phosphorylation. NCBI's taxonomy places the organism in Eukaryota, Metazoa, Chordata, Mammalia, Artiodactyla, Lipotidae. The record is from RefSeq and is a predicted model, not a curated record. Bases 19 to 1908 code for a protein of 629 amino acids. Gene Ontology annotation, molecular function: ATP binding; protein kinase activity.
GGCCUGAGCGGGCACACCAUGAAUAGAUACACAACCAUCAAGCAACUCGGGGAUGGAACCUAUGGUUCCGUCCUGCUGGGAAGAAGCAUCGAGUCUGGGGAACUGAUUGCUAUUAAAAAAAUGAAAAGAAAGUUUUAUUCCUGGGAGGAAUGCAUGAACCUUCGGGAGGUCAAGUCUUUAAAGAAGCUCAACCAUGCCAAUGUAGUAAAAUUAAAAGAGGUUAUCAGGGAAAAUGAUCAUCUGUAUUUUAUCUUUGAGUACAUGAAGGAAAAUCUUUACCAACUCAUUAAAGAAAGAAAUAAGUUGUUUCCUGAAUCUGCUAUAAGAAAUAUCAUGUAUCAGAUAUUGCAAGGACUUGCAUUUAUUCACAAACACGGCUUCUUCCAUCGGGACUUAAAGCCGGAGAACCUCCUCUGUAUGGGACCCGAACUCGUGAAAAUUGCAGACUUUGGAUUGGCCCGAGAAAUCCGAUCAAGACCUCCAUACACAGACUAUGUAUCUACCAGAUGGUACCGGGCCCCGGAGGUGCUCCUGCGGUCCACAAACUACAGCUCCCCCAUCGACAUCUGGGCCGUGGGCUGCAUCAUGGCAGAGGUGUACACCCUCCGGCCACUCUUCCCCGGGGCCAGUGAGAUCGACACAAUCUUCAAAAUCUGCCAAGUGCUGGGGACACCCAAAAAGACCGACUGGCCUGAAGGCUAUCAACUGUCAAGUGCUAUGAACUUCCGCUGGCCCCACUGUGUGCCCAAUAACUUGAAGACCCUGAUUCCAAAUGCCAGCAGCGAAGCAGUGCAUCUCCUGAGAGACACGCUGCAGUGGGAUCCCAAGAAACGGCCGACAGCUAGUCAGGCUCUUCGAUAUCCUUACUUCCAGGUCGGGCACCCCCUGAGCAGCACCACACAGAGCCUUCACGAUUCAGGAAAACCACAGAAGGACGGUCUGGAAAAGGCAGCCCCACCGCCUCACAUAAAGCCGGUCCCUCCUGCCCAGCCCCCAACCAAGCCACACACACGCAUUUCUUUGAGACAGCAUCAAGCCAGCCAGCCCUCUCAGCAUCUCACGUACCCCUACAAAGCCGAGGCUUCCAGGACGGAUCACCUUCCAGAGGACAAGCCAAGCCCUUUGCUCUUGCCAUCCCUCCACGCCAAGCAUCCCCAGGCAAGAAUUCUCACUGGCCUGGAGCACAAAAAUGGUGAGAUCAAGCCAAAGAGUAGGAGAAGGUGGGGUCUCGUUUCCAGGUUAGCAAAGGAUUCUGAUGGCUGGGCUGACUUAGAUGACUCGGAUUUCAGCCCAUCGUUCACCAGGAUUGACCUGAAAAACAAGAAGAGACAGAGCGAUGAGACUCUGUGCAGAUUUGAGAGUGUUCUGGACCUGAAGCCCUCAGAGCCCGUGGGCACCGGAAAUAGUGCCCCAACCCAGACAUCCUAUCCCCGGUGCGACACGCCCACCUUGAGGUCGACGGCCAAGCAGCACUACAUGAAGCACUCCCGGUACCUGCCUGGAAUAAAUAUAAGAAACGGCAUACUCCCGAAUCCAGGAAAGGAUUUUAUUCCAUCUAAUCCAUGGUCUAGUUCUGGUUUGUCUGGAAAAUCUUCAGGGAUGGUAUCAGUGAUCAGCAAAAUAAAUUCAGUUGGUUCCACCUCAACAAGUUCUAGUGGACUGGCUGGAAACUAUAUCCCUUCCUUUCUGAAAAAAGAAAUCGGUUCUACUGUGCAGAGGGUCCACGUGGCACCUAUACCUGACCCUUCCCCUGGUUAUUCUUCCCUGAGGGCUGUGAGACCUCAUCCUGGGCGACCUUUUUUCCACACCCAACCUAGAAGCACUCCCGGGUCGCUGCCCCGGCCUCCAGCCGCCCAGCCCGUGCACGGCCGGACAGACUGGGCUGCUAAGUAUGCAUCUCGGCGAUGA